CCAACAAUAAAAUAUCCACGGAAGAGAAAAUUAGAACCCUCCCAAAUCUCAUAAAUAAUAAAUACUCAUCAUUCAUUCACAUCUUCAAUCGGAGGCGCCUCAGCGGCUCACACUCCUGCAAUAAAUCACACAUCUUUAUGUAGUAGUAUUAGUGGAGCAGUAGCAUGUCCAGCAGCAGCAAACGCUGCGAAUCAGCGAUCCCAUUCCCAACCGCGGCACUGUCGGCGUCGUCGUCGGCGCUGGACCCCGAGCUCGUCGAAAUCUUGCCUCCCAUGGCCUCCAGCUCGAGGUGGUGGUGGGCGCCGUGGUGGUGGGCGUCGUCUUUUUCCUCCUCCUCGUCUCGGCACCACAAGGGAGACGGGGGGUGGGGGCUGGGCGGGCCUGUGCUGGUGAAGGCCGUCGGGUGGCUCCUCGUCGCCGGCCUCUUCUUCCGGGCGCUCUGCUCCUUCCCCUCCUCGUCGCCGGAGAUCAGCAAAGGGAAAUGCAACCUUUUUGAUGGGGAAUGGAUUCCAAAUCCCUCAGGCCCAGCCUAUACAAACAAAACUUGUCGAUUUAUUGAUGGUCAUCAGAACUGUAUGCGGAAUGGUAGACCUGACAUGUCAUAUCUACACUGGAGGUGGAAACCAUACGAAUGUGAAAUGCCACAAUUUGAUGCAGUGAAAUUUCUAAGUGCUAUGAGGAACAAAUCCUGGGGCCUGAUUGGUGACUCCAUUCUUCGUAAUCAAAUUCAGUCAUUGAUUUGCCUUUUGUCUGAGGCUGAAGAACCUGUUCAGGUCUACCAUGACAAGGAAUACAGAAACAGGAGAUGGCACUUCCAAUCGUACAACUUCACACUGUCACUCAUCUGGAGUCCCUUCCUCAUCAAAUCUGAGGUAUUUGAAAAUGAGAAUGGGCAAUCCACCGCUGAAAUCCAGCUUCACCUUGAUGUACUGGAUCCAGUUUGGACAAGUCAGUAUGACAGUUUUGACUAUGUUGUGAUUGCUGGUGGACAAUGGUUUCUCAAGAUAGCGGUCUACUGGGAGAAUGGUAGGGUUAUAGGUUGCCAUAAUUGUCAGGACAAGAAAUUACUUGAACUUGGGUUUGAGCAUCUCUACCGCACGACUCUGCAACAGGUUUUCAGAUUCAUCACAUCGGCAAACCACAAGCCAGUUGUUCUGUUCAGGACUUGGGCACCGGAUCACUUUGAGAAUGCGGAGUGGUUCAACGGGGGAUCUUGUAGCCGGGUAUUGCCUUACAAGAAGGGAGAGUACAUGGGAAAAGACAUCGAUCAUCUCAUGAGACCAAUCGAACUUGAAGAGUUCAAGAAGGCCAUAGCUGGUUCUCGGAAUGCUGCGAAUCUGAAGCUCUUGGAUACUUACAGACUUUCAUCCUUGAGACCUGAUGGCCAUGUUGGGUCUUACAGGUAUCCAUUUGUGAAAGGUGACAAGGAUGCCAAAUCAGUUCAGAAUGAUUGCCUGCAUUGGUGUGUACCAGGCCCUAUCGACGCCUGGAAUGAUCUCGUUAUGAAGAUGGUACUGAACUGAUGAAACCUCUGAGAUUAUACUGAAAUGCAGGGUUUGUUUCAAGCACAUUUGCCGGUCUCAAAUCAGGGUCAGUUUCCUGUGCUCGGUCGUGUACUGGUUGAACCGAAUGUAAAACCCAAAUUUUUGCUAGUUGUAAAUCACAGUUCGGUUUCGGGCCGGGAAGUGACUUGUUACUUAUGCUGGGCGGAUGUAACUUGGAAGUCACUCUGGUUGUCUGCUCCCAUCUCUAUGUGAAAAUUUCAGUGAAUGGGUUUGGAGAUAGUUCUUGUGUUUUGGACAAUAGAAUAUAGAGUCAAUUUCAUGUAACUGUAAUUAUUGUCAUGGUUAUCAGUUUGGUGCAACUUUAGCUAUAUAUUUCAGAAAACUACAACAAUAGUCUAUAUUUUAUUAGAAAGCUGUAAAUUUAUUUGUUUGAAAAAUUUUAGGUUCAUAU
Oryza brachyantha (malo sina) is the source of this 1956-nucleotide messenger RNA. Its product is annotated as protein trichome birefringence-like 26. NCBI's taxonomy places the organism in Eukaryota, Viridiplantae, Streptophyta, Magnoliopsida, Poales, Poaceae. Gene Ontology annotation, molecular function: O-acetyltransferase activity. The record is from RefSeq and is a predicted model, not a curated record. Gene Ontology annotation, cellular component: Golgi apparatus. Bases 165 to 1523 code for a protein of 452 amino acids. The transcript is spliced from 3 exons.